Molecule: messenger RNA, 975 nt
Organism: Pistacia vera
Lineage: Eukaryota; Viridiplantae; Streptophyta; Magnoliopsida; Sapindales; Anacardiaceae
Product: probable pectinesterase 29
Exons: 4
Coding region: 1-975 (324 amino acids)
Biological process (GO): cell wall modification
Molecular function (GO): pectinesterase activity
Source: RefSeq, a predicted model, not a curated record
AUGACUUGGCACUUGGCACUAGCAGUGGCAGAUAGUAUGAUUUAUAAAAUUCCUGAAAAUAAGGCAGCAAGUAAUUGUGAAAUAACAGUUGAUCAGUCAGGCCACGGCAGUUUUUCCAGCAUUCAAUCGGCUAUAAAUGCCAUUCCAUCAAACAACAGCCGGUGGAUUUGUAUCUCCAUCAAGGCUGGCAUAUACAGGGAGAAGGUGAAAAUUCCUUACGAUAGGCCAUAUAUAAUCCUUAAAGGAGAAGGCCAAAGAACGACUCAUGUUAUUUGGGGCGAUCAUCAAUCAGUUGCAGAGAGCCCCACUUUCACUUCUGCGGCUGAUAACGUCGUCGUCAAGGAAAUCAACUUUGUGAACUCGUAUAACAGUCCAAAUGGUAGAAACAAGAAUCCCAGGACACCGGCUGUGGCUGCCAUGAUAGCCGGAGACAAGAAUUCAUUCUAUCAAUGUGGGUUCUCAGGUGUUCAAGACACUUUGUGGGAUGAUCAAGGUCGCCAUUACUUUGAUCACUGUACCAUUGAAGGCGCUGUUGAUUUCAUCUUCGGUACUGGCCAGUCCAUUUAUCAGAGUUGCGUGAUACAUGUACUUGGAGAAGCUUUAGAGACAGGAUUUUCAGGUUAUAUAACAGCACAGGGAAGAACAAAUCCAAAUGAUGCAAAUGGGUUUGUGUUCAAAAAUUGUCGUGUGUAUGGAACAGGUUCAGCCUUAUUGGGAAGGGCCUGGAGGGGCUAUGCCAGGGUCAUUUUCUACGAUUCUGAAUUAAGACAAGUUGUGAGUCCAGAGGGCUGGAAUGCUUGGAAUUUUCGUGGUCAUGAGAAUCAGUUAACGUUCGUUGAGUAUGGAUGCUAUGGAAAAGGAGCUGAUACCUCUGGUAGAGUGAAGUGGGUGAAAUAUAGCUUGGAAAACAUGAGGGAACUGGUUAGUAUUAAUUUCAUUGAUAAUGAAGGAUGGCUAAGAAAGCAACCCAGUUAG